This is a messenger RNA of Prorocentrum cordatum, 3413 nucleotides long. Lineage: Eukaryota; Dinophyceae; Prorocentrales; Prorocentraceae. The record is from the annotation of a GenBank genome assembly.
AUGAGCCCAAACGCUGCUACGAUCCACGGCGCGCAGUUGGGGGCGCAAGUGCGACAGUGUGCCGCCUGCUUCGACUACGUCGUGGGCCCCGCCGUGCAGUGCGACAACUGCGGCGGGAUUGUGCACGCCCACUGCAUGCAGGUGUUCGGCCGGAGCCCUGUGUGCGUGACGUGCAUCGCGGAGCGGGACGCCUUCGUGGCCGCGAGGCGCUCCACGAUGAUCCAGCACGGCGCGCAGCAGUUCGGCCGCGCGCUGGCUUCUGGUGGGCAGCUUGCCGGCCAGGUCGUCGGUGCGACAGCCUUCGGGCUUGGGGCCGGAGUCACUCGACUCGCCAGCGGAAUGUUGGCUGGCGCGAGGCAGACCAUUGGCGGCGUGGCCGAGAUCCCCGGGCCUGCCCGCCCACGCGUGCUGCCUGCACCUCAGCGGCCGCUGGAGCAUGACAGCAAGGACAGCCAGCAGAUGGACGAGCUCCGGCUGGCCAGGGAGCAGAUCGAGUUCCUGACGAGGAGGACCGAGGAGCUCGAGAGGCAGCUUGGGGGCUACGCCACCCCAGGAGGGGCGAGCCUCGACGCGGGCGCGCCGACCGGCGGGAGAGGCUUGCGCAGAAUUCUGAACAGGGAGGCUGCAGCCAUCAGGAACGUGGUCAUGAUCCUCCGGGACUUGCUGGCCCCUCCGAGGCGUCUGGAGCUUAUCCUGGGCCUUGGCACCCAGGAGACUGGCAGUCAGGAGACGCAUGGAGGCACGGAGACAGGAGAGCUGCCAGGCGACAGGACUGGCACGCUGACGGCGGUGCUGGCGCGUCUGAAGGACACCGACGUGCCGACCCUCGAGUGGGUCAAGGGCGUCGGUAAGGCAUCGACGUUCGAGGACUGGCUCCAACGGGCCAGCAUCAGGAUCGGCGGACUUCAUCCUGCAUUGGAGGCCUUCUGGGCCAGGGCGCAAGAGUGUUGCGCGGUGGCCCACGACGAGUACCUGUCCCUGGACCUGCUGAGGAGGCCUCUCAUCAGGCCAGCCGCGCACAUGAUGCCGGCGGAGUUGAGGAACGUUGAGUUGCGUCUCCGGCCUUUGCUGCUGGACGCGAUGCCAGAGAACAUCAGGAAGCAGGCCUUGGCGACCCGGCAGACCGCGGUCGCCGACAUCCUCUUCGCGGCGAUGGUCGAGGCGGGGCCGGGGACGUUGAAGGACCGCGAGGCCACGCUGAAAGCGGUGGAGAGAAGAGGCCAGCAGGCGUCCAACCAGGUCGCAGACGUGUACGAGAGCCUCCAGAGGUGGAAAUUCGACCUCACCCGGCUGCAGAGGCUGGGAAUGGCGGCGCCUGAUCCCACCGUGCAGCUCUCCACGUUGAGAGGCAUGGUGCGCCGGAUGUCGGAAACCGACGGGUCUUUCGAGAUGCAGCAUGGGUUAUCUGGGACUUCGUGCUGCAGCCAGGCGCAGGUCGACGAGUUCUGGCGCUACCUCUCGGCGGAGGCUAGAGAGGUCUGCGGGCCGGAUGUGGCGGCGAAGAGCGUCAAGGCCAAGAUCGCCGAGUACGAGAACAAGGGGAAGGACAAAGGUAAGGAGAAGGACAAGGGCAAGCCCAAAGGAGGAGGAACAGGAGUGCCGCCCAAAGGAAAAGGCAAGGAUGACAAGGGCGAGCAGUCGCCAUGCAAGUUCUUCCAGCAGGAGGGGGGCUGCCGUAAUGGCGGCCAGUGCAGCCAUCCGCACAGGCGGCUGGCUGUGUCGGAAGGCAAGUGUUUCAACUGCGGAGCGGUGAAGCAUAAGACCGACGCCUGCCCUCGGCCGCGGCGCGAGGUCAGCGCCCGCUCAGCUGCUGCAGGGCCGAACGGCCCGGACGCGCCUCCGCCCAGUGCGAACGUGGGCGCGGUGGUCGCAGCUACCAUCAGGGCGCUGGCGAGCCAGGGUUUACCCGGAGCCCAGGAGAGCCGGGCGCAGGUGCAGGCGCCCACCGAGGAGGACCGGUGGCUCGACUCGCGGGCCGCGCCCCCGCGCGCCGCCCCUGGCCCGCGCGCUGCCACGGCCGCAGUGGUCGUAGAAGGAGGCGCUGAGGAGGCGGAGGGUCGUCGGAUUGCCCCGCAGCCAGGAGGAGUCAGCGUCGGGGAGACCUCGACGAGGGCCGUGGCCAUCGCGAAAGUUAUGGUGAUCAAGGGAAAGCGGAUGCGGCUCGCCGACACGGGGGAGACCCAUGAAUUGAGGUCGAUUCCGAUUGGGAGCACGCUGGAGGUUCCCCACAGGAGCAUUGAGCUGCAGGUGGCCACGGGCAGCAUCAAUGCGACCAUCGGUGACGACGACAUCGUCUACGUGCCGAGCGAGGUGGAGCUGCAGCCGUUGUUCCCCAUCGGUGCCUACUUAUAUGAGUGCGAUCUUCGCCUCGCGUGGAGCGCUGGGCAGGCCACGAUCCGCCUGCCAAGUGGGCGAGACAUGAAGCUUGAGCAGGUCAACGGGGCGUUGUACCUUGAUGAGGAGACUGCGGAGCAGCUCAGGAGUUUGAGGAGGAGGCUUCGCCAGGAGAGAGGCCGUGCGCUGGUGCUGCGCGCGGUUGCGGCCGCAGUCAGUAUCUCGGAUUUGGCACGCCACAGGGCGGAGGGACAUCCGAGGUUCAUGCAGGAGUGCCAGGAAUGCCGAUUGGCAGCAGGGCGCAUGAGGGCUAGCUACUUCCUCCUGGCCGCAUACCAGGUGCUGAACAAGCGCGAGGUGGAGGACCAGGAGCGCAUGGUUAAGGAUGCCAAGCGAGCAGCUGGGUUCGAGGGGCCCGCGGAGCCGGCGCGCGGCGUUGCUGAUGCAGGCGCUGCCGAGGAGCGAGGGCCCGCAGGACAGGAGGAGGUUGAGGAGCAGGACGAGGUAAAGACACGGUACUACACGAAGCCAUUGGAGGGGAAGGCCUCCAAGGACUGCACCGCGGCGAUGGACGAGAUCAUCAGCGAGGUCAACCUGGAAUUCCAGGGGCCUGCCGCGUUUCGGCUGCACGGCGACAAGGCCGGGGAGCUGACCGGGCGCGCCGUCAAGGGCCACAUGGCGUCCAGGCACCACAUCGCAGUGACGUCGACGGCUGGAGGCGAGCCCAACUCCAAUCCCAGGGCCGAGCGCGGGGUCGGAGUGGUCAAGACCAGAGCACGCGCAAUGCUCAUGGCCGAGGGCCUCAAUGCUGAGGAUCGGCAGGCGCUCUGGCCGGCAGCUGUCCCGCAUGCCGCGUGGUGCCAGCGCCGGGAGGCCCAAGGGCGAGGCUUCGGAAAUUGCCCGCCCUUCGGAGCAGCGGUGACGAGCAGGAUCAAGGACGCCCGGGGCAGUUUCGAGCCUCGAGCGCGCGAGCAGUGCUUCUUCGGGGUGGCUGACGGUGUGAGUGGCGGAUUUCUUCUUGGACGAAAAGGGGCUGCUGGCUGGGUGUUCGAGGUCUCGUCCAGCUUCGUGCUCAACCU